AUGAGGAGAGGUAUUAAGGAAGCAAUGGGUAUUAAUUAUCCGAAAGGUGUUAUAAAUUACUUGGGUUUGCCUCUAUUCAGAUCAAGACAGAAGGAUGCUUAUUUUAACUUUAUUUUGGAAAAUUUCACCUCUAAAUUGCAGGGUUGGAAGGCUAAGACUUUGUCCAAGGCAGGUCGAGCUACUCUUAUAAAAUUUGUGGGUCUGUCGAUGCCUACCUAUGCCAUGCAAACCACGAAACUCUCUAGUCGGAUGGUCUCAAGUAUAGAUGGUUUAGUCAGGGAUUUUUGGUGGGGCUUUCAAAAAGGGAACCGAGGACUUCAUCUUAAAGCUUGGGAUAAGUUGUGUCUGCCCAAGUCAUUGGGUGGGUUAGGCUUUAGGAAAACGAAAGAAAUGAAUCUGGCUUUCCUAGCCAAGUGGGGGUGGAAUUUGUUGAAGGGUUCUCAGUCGUUAUGCUGUAAAAUUUUGGAAGCCAAGUAUCUGAAUGGGAAGGACUUCCUCAGCUGUAGCUAUAAAGACUCGGAUUCUUGGUUCUGGAAAAAUGUUGUGAAAGCCAAAGCAAUUCUUAGGAAAGGGGCUUGUAAAGUCGUGUCGAAUGGUAGGGCCAUUCAUAUUUGGAGGGAUCCUUGGAUUCCUCAUUACAAAGGUUUUAUCCCGAAACCAAAAGGCAGUCUUUUACCCAAUGUAAACUAUGUGGCUGAACUCCUCCUCGAUAAUGGAGACUAG
Molecule: messenger RNA, 723 nt
Organism: Cannabis sativa
Lineage: Eukaryota; Viridiplantae; Streptophyta; Magnoliopsida; Rosales; Cannabaceae
Exons: 1
Coding region: 1-723 (240 amino acids)
Source: RefSeq, a predicted model, not a curated record